Molecule: messenger RNA, 2714 nt
Organism: Microtus oregoni (creeping vole)
Lineage: Eukaryota; Metazoa; Chordata; Mammalia; Rodentia; Cricetidae
Gene: Il17re
Product: interleukin 17 receptor E
Exons: 17
Coding region: 125-2131 (668 amino acids)
Molecular function (GO): interleukin-17 receptor activity
Source: RefSeq, a predicted model, not a curated record
CAGUAAACAAGUGAACAGCAUUGAUCAGUGCCCUGGCUCAGGGGAAGGAAUGUGACCUAGCCUGCUGGUUAGGAGAGAGGAGGAGCUUCAGGGCAGGGUGGAUCCCGGGCAGGGCUAGAAGCUCAUGGGGAGCUCCAGAUCGGCAGCCUUGUUUCUGCCUCUCCUGCUGCUGCUCUUCAGCCUGUCUGCUGCUGCUGAGGUUGACUGUCCCUACCUGCCACGCCGGAUCAGCCACUGUCUGCUGGCCCUCCGUGUGGAUAAGAGUUCCACCGGAAGUUCUGCUCAAGCUCCCUGCCCUACCCUCCUGGCCACAAAGCCUUGGCUCUGGCCCUGCUGUUUGUGCCUGCAUCUGAUGUCCCGUCCUUCAGGCCUUCAGUGGGGCUGGUUCCCUCUCUUGGUGAAGAAAUCUAAAAGUCCUCAUAAGUUUGAAUUCUAUUGGAGGCACAGGACACCGGCCUCCUCCCAGAGGAAGCUGCUAGGCAGCCUUUUCCUGUCUCAUGGAGGCCAUCGCAUUUCCAGCCCCUCCCCAGCCAUCUCCCACAGAGGGCCACGCUCCAAAAGGACCCAGCCUUUGGACACAGAAGGAGCAGAGCAUCUUCUUAGAGCAGGUUCACAGAAGCGUGGAGGACCUGACUUCUCCUUUGAUUUGCUGCCUGAGGCACAGGCUAUUAGGGUGACGCUUCCUCCAGGCCCAGAGGCUAGUGUGCGUCUCUGUUACCAGUGGGCCCUGGAAUGUGAAGAUAUGAACAGUUCCUUUGAUACCCAGAGAAUUGUGUCUGGGGGCCACACUGCAGACCUGCGUUAUGAAUUCCUCCUGCCCUGCAUAUGCAUAGAGGCAUCCUAUCUGCAGGAGGAUACUGUGAGGCGCAAAAAGUGUCCCUUCCAGCACUGGCCUGAAGCCUAUGGCUCGGACUUCUGGAAGUCAGUUCACUUCACUGACUACAGCCAACACAGUCAGAUGGCCAUGGCUCUGGCACUCCGCUGCCCACUGAAACUGGAGGCCUCCCUCUGCCAGAGACAGGACCCACUCGUGCCCUGUGAAACCCUCCCCAAUGCCACAGCACAGGAAUCAGAAGGACGGUAUGUCCUGGGGAAUGUGGACCUGCACCCCCAGCUCUGCUUUAAGUUUUCUUUUAAGAAUAGCAGCCAUGUUGAAUGUCCCCACCAGAGCGGGUCUCUCCCAUCCUGGAAUGUGAGCAUGGACACCCAGGGUCGACAACUGACCCUGCACUUUUCCUCGAGAACACAUGCUACGUUCAGUGCUGCCUGGAGUGACCCAGGCUUGGGGAUCGAUACCUUAAUGCCUCCGGUGUACAGCAUCAGCCAGACCCAGGGCUCAGUCCCGGUGACUUUAGACCUCGUCAUUCCCUUCUUGAAGCCGGGGAGCUGCAUCCUGGUGUGGAGGUCCGAUGUCCAGUUUGCCUGGAAGCACCUUUUGUGUCCUUAUGUCUCCCAUAGACACCUGGGGCUCUUGAUCCUGGCACUGUUGGGCCUCCUCAUUCUACUGGGCGUAAUUCUGGUCCUCCUCUGCCGGCGCCUACUGCCAGGUCCAAGCCAAGCGCGGCCAAUUUUACUACUGCACGCAGCGGACUCAGAGGCCCAGCGGCGCCUGGUGGGAGCGUUGGCCGAACUGCUGCGGACCGCGCUGGGCGGCGGGCGCGACGUCAUCGUGGACCUCUGGGAGGGGACUCAUGUGGCACGUAUUGGACCACUGCCAUGGCUCUGGGCUGCGCGGGAGCGCGUGGUGAGGGAGCAGGGCACGGUGCUGCUGCUGUGGAACUGUGCAGGCCCCAGCCCAGCCGGCAGCAGCGACUCGCAGACUGCGUCCCUUCGCACCCUGCUCUGCGCUGCCCCACGCCGGCUGCUGCUUGCCUACUUCAGUCGCCUCUGCACCAAAGGCGACAUCCCCCGGCCUCUGCGCACUCUGCCACGCUACCGCUUGUUUCGUGACCUGCCGCGCCUGCUGAGGGCGCUGGAUGCUCGACCUGCCACCCUAGCCACCAACUGGAGUCAUCUUGGGGCUAAGCGAUGCUUGCAAAGCCGCCUGGAGCUGUGUCACCGGCUGGAACUUGCCGCCAGAGUUGACUACCAAAGCUCAACCCAUCAUCCCUGCGAUUCCAGUUGUCUGUAGCCUCUGCCUAGGGAGCAACAGCUGGAACUAUAAAAUGAGGCCUCAAACUUGUACUCUUUGGGGAUUUCUUGCCUCCCCCCUCAAAACUGUAAGGCUCACCCCAGGCCCCAAACUUGUCCAGCUUCAUUCUCAUAUUCGCUCCCUCUCAGAGUCCCUGAGAGAAAGUUGGACCCUUUCUGAGGAAGAGGGGCGAUUUUUCUGUUUUCUUUCGGAAACUGCAAAGACAGCCACCUGCACCAUAUACUCUAGCCCAGGCGGCAGAGCUGGUCCAAGGCUGGGAAGCAGGCGCUAUAUGUCAAGGCCUUGAAGGUAGUUCUGCUCAGUGGAGUUGAGAGAAACCCCUUGUAAGUUUCCAGACGGAGUCUCUAUCCAGAGGGAGUUUGACUUUUUGUUUUACUUUGUUUUUGUUUGCUUGAGACAGACACUGUAGCCCUGGAUAGCCUGGAACAAAGAGAGAGCUUGCUGCCUCUGCCUCCUGAGUGCUGGGGUUGAAGGCGUGCCCCCCCCCCCCACUUGGUGAGAGAGAGGAUUUUCUUUCAUCCAGAAAGAUGAAUAAAAGCGACCAUCGUAGAUAAAUUAAGGA